This is a messenger RNA of Vombatus ursinus (common wombat), 3494 nucleotides long. Its product is annotated as centriole, cilia and spindle-associated protein-like. The record is from RefSeq and is a predicted model, not a curated record. Bases 396 to 1172 code for a protein of 258 amino acids. Gene Ontology annotation, biological process: regulation of mitotic spindle assembly. NCBI's taxonomy places the organism in Eukaryota, Metazoa, Chordata, Mammalia, Diprotodontia, Vombatidae. Gene Ontology annotation, cellular component: cytoskeleton; spindle; axon. Gene Ontology annotation, molecular function: microtubule binding. The transcript is spliced from 4 exons.
GUGUGGAAGGAGGCGUUUGUUCCGGGAGGGAUUUAGGCGGCGCUUUCGCUUCUAAUCUGCUUCGAGAACAUCUGCCGCCGCUCCACUUGUCGGUGACAUCUUGCUAUGGUGGAAAGGUUUGGAGGACUGUUGCUCCGGGGAUCCGCCGCUGCUACCACCCAGUUCACCCUGCCUUUGGCGUAAAGGCUGCGCUCCAGUCGCAGGAAGGGAAAAGAUCCAGAAAGGCUCGGGAGAAGAAGGCAGGCUAAGAGAGCGAGGAAGCGGCUGCCACAAAGAGCUCACCUUGGAAUAACCUGAGGAGGAGGAAGAGGGGGAAGGAGGCAGCAGAGAAGGAAGGAAGGCAGAGGCCCGGGGCCUGCCCGCCCCGCCCCGCUGGCUCGGGUCUGGCCGGGACCAUGCAUUCCGGGAGCAAGGUGAAGAGCGAGUACAUGAAGCGCUACAAAGAUCCCAAGUGGGACACGUGCGGCUCGUGCUACCGGGAGCUGCUGCACUAUCGCCUGAGCCGGCGGCUGCUGGAGCAGACACACAACCCCUGGCUGUGGGACGGUUGGGGGCCGUCCAGCAACUCGGACGAUUCCUCGUCUUCGGGGGGUGGCGGGGCCUCCACGCCCCCGGGCCCUCAGGGAGCUUCGACCUGGUCUCCACCUCCGACCCCACCCAAGCCCCUAAGAGAGGGAGUGGAGGAGAAGGAGGCCGAGGUCUCUGAGGAUGAGGACGCUGCCAGCCUCCCAGAAACAUCUGGAAAAGACAUACAAGAAAAAAGUAAACAGCAGAGGGAAGCAAAAGAACAGAUAGAAGUGAAAGAUACCACUGAGCAUCCUCGCCAAUGUGCCUUGCUUGCUAAAGCAGAUAAGAAACCAGCUAAAAGUCCUCAAAGACCAAGUAAAACAAAAGAAAUCAAACAUCCGUUUGCUCUUUAUGGCUGGGGAGAAAAACAGACAGAUACUGGGAGCCAAAAAACACAUAAUGUAUGUGCUUCUGCUUCGGCAAAACAGAUUCAUGAAUCAGCAUUACGAGCCAAGAAUAGAAGACAAGUGGAAAAAAGGAAACUGGUCAUUCAGAGGCAAAGAGCCUAUUCUGUAGAUGUGCAGAAACCCAGAAGGAUCAAGCCUUCCUCUGCAGAUAAUCCAUGGAUGACAGAAUAUAUGAGAUGCUACUCAGCAAGAGCUUGAGGAAAGAAAAAUGUGCUUGUAUAACCUCAUUAAAAACAACAGGACAUUGGUUUAGAAAACCAAAUGAUUAUGUAAGGUUUUGUUUAGGGGGUUCCCAAAAGAGCGUUUUUUAAAAUGUAUUCUGGUAACCUACCUCUGUAGUAGGGCAGAUAGCUGAAGCCAUAGACAUUUGAAGUUAUUCAUGAUGAUCAUUCCCUAAGUCUCUGGUAUUCUUGAGUUUUUGAAGCAUCUUAAUCUUUGGAGAAAAUGACACCAAAUGACUUUUAAGUGGCAAGUUUUAUAAGAUGCUUAGUAAGCAGUAUUUCAUAACUGCAUAAGGAGCCCAUUCUCUAUCUCUCUUGAACACCAGCAAACCCUGUAGAAAGUAAGAUGGUUCCAUUUUGUACCUAACACAAGCCAGUUUUCAAUUAUAUGAAAUUUUACCGAGUGGAAGAAUUAAUAGCUAAAGGACAGUCAUUUCUGAUAGCUGUUCUUUUGAUCCCUAUCAACUCCUGAAAUGAGUUCUGGUAAAAACUGAACUUACUCCAUUUUUUUUUCACCGGCUCAUUUACCGUUUCAUGUGGAUAGCAACAUUCAGCAUUUUUCUAGGUUUGACCUCACUUUUUCUCUCUACUGUGGCACUUAUUAUUUUUAAUACCCCAAACACAUUCCAUUUGAGAGAUAUCCAUGCAGUAAAUAUUAGGGUAGGACUGAAGUUUCUUUGUGUCAAAGACUGUCACAAACUAAGUUUCCCACUGCAGAACUUUUUCUCUCGGAGCACACUCCUAGUGACUUAAGACCUGCUUGCCCGAUUUUAAUCAUGUGCUUUGUCACUUGUGUACCAGUUGGAUUUUAAGAAUAAAUGGGCUUCAGAGCAGUAAGUUUUAGAAUUUAUACUCAAACUUAGAAUAAAUUUAUAAGUAUUGAGGUUCUGGGACUUAUCAGGAAGGGGCAUCUUUUAGAAAUUAUGUCAGGACAUCGGGGUAUAGCCUCAUUUCUACUUGCAUUGCUUUCCUUUCCAAAACUAAUUCAACAAUAAGCAAACUUGGGCUUUAUGCAGUCUUCCUCAGACUUAUUAAUUCACUGGCAUUCCUUAUUUGAUAUUCUUAUGGCAGGACAUAGUCUCAGGGAAGGAGUGUAUGUUUCCCUGCAUUAUGUGUAAGAAUUCAGGGGGAAUUCUCUCUCUCUUGGGCUCCAAAAUGUCUUUAAAAUAUAGUUUCCAGCUGAGUCUGAACAUGGCUUCUUUCUCCAUUUGUUAGGGAUGGGGACCUGAUUGUAGGCUCUGAUUCUAAAGAUCCUUAAAAGGAAAAGGAAAAUCUUGCAUAUGUAGCUCUAGCAGCCACAUGAACAAAAAUUAAUGUUAUUAUAACAGGUGCUUUUAGAUGUGAGACUAAAGUUUUUAUUCUCAGUCUAUGGAACAGUGCAAACAACUGUAGUGUAUAUAUCUACUCUGCUUACUAUUUUUCCCCCCAUCCUCAUUUGGUCUUUAAAUAUAUUUUACUUGUUUAGUUAUAAAUAUAUUAAGCUUUGAAAACUGAUUUCUAAAUAGUAAUAGCCUUUCUACUUAAGUGUAAUUUUUGACCUUUAUAUGGUUUUGAGGUUCAUUCUUUUGUUCAGAGAGCUGUCUGUGCUUGUCAUUGAACCAUAUGAUAUAAGUUAAGUGAAAUCUCUUUAUUCCAUAUAUCAUCACCAAAACCAAAUCACCAAUGCAUGUCAGCACUUCUGGUGAUAAUCCUCUAAAGUCAUCAUUAGUUUAUUAUGCUAUAGACACUGGAAGUACCAGAUGUCCAAAUGAAUGUGGCAAUGAAUGGUAGUUGUGUAAAUGCAUAUAAAAUUCAGUGUUCUCAAGUAAAUUCUCACCUGGUUGGAUUUAGUAAUCAAGCUUAAACUUUUCAUAUCACAGCUGACAAUCAGAAAGUGGCACUGUGAAGUAAGGUAGGUUUUAAAUGUCUAUAAAUAGCCUUAGAAAAUUCAUUUUCAAUUCAAUAUUUUUUAAAAGCCAGCCUUUUUCUAGUUUAGAAAACUGACUUGCAUGUAACUAACUUACUACUGUGAAAAUCCAGACAAACCAACACAAAGCUGAAAGGUGAAACUGAUCAAAAUAAUUUUGUUCUAAAACAACCAGAAGUAUAACACAAGUAAAGUUUUAACCCUAUUUUUUUUGAUAUAUACUGAUAACUUACAUUGAUUUCUUUAAAAGUGACUAUAAUGAUCUUGUCAAUUUUUUUAGAGGUAUAGGAGAGACAUUGAUUCAACUCUCCUUUCCAUUAGAUUACAACCUAUGAAACUCAAAUGUCUUAUCAAUUUUUUCCUUUCUUAUAAACAAAUAUAAUUUCUCAUAAU